AUGACUGCUGUUACGUGUGCCGCCUGUUUCCGCCUUCGCGGCGAGGAAGUCCUGAUUCCAACAACAUCUUCUCCAGUUAGCUUUACUGAUGUAAAGUAUCGUGAAACCGCAGGAUGUUUCACCUAUGGCAUACAUGACCCCGAUAUUCUGAACCUGAAGAAUCGGUUCAUUAUCUGGCGUGCAUGCGGUUCGAAGUUUUCAUGUCAGGAAUACUCGUUAACCUAUGACCUCGUUGAUGCCUCCCGCUCUUUCCGGUUUCAGAAUGAUGUCAUCUUGCCGGGCACCAGUAUCUGUGAGACGCGGAGGGCCGUCCACAUUUUGGUCUGCACCACGUUUUCUGUACACCGCAUCUCGUUUGGACACCCUUCAUCUGCUCUGCAAGAUAACGGUGCGGAAACGGACACUUUGCAACGAACGUCUGUGCUUAGCUCUUUCAAUUAUGAAGCUAUGCUUGAUCCGUCGAAUAAAUAUUUACUUUCAUUACCGGCCAAUACCAUGCCUGUUGUCUCCGCUUGCGCUGUCUCCAAAGACGACGAGGCGCUGUUUCUGGUCGGAAUGGAUGAUAGUUCCGUGUUACUGAUAACUAUGCCACCAUAUCUGGCACAGGGCACCCCUACUCAGACGCUGCUGUGUCGAGGUUUUUCUGUAAGGAGAACGUGGUCAAGUCUGUUGCCGUUCGGCCACUCUGAACCGUCACCAGGCGAAACAGUGGUCGAUAUUGCCGUUCAUCAGCGCAAUACAGAAGUUCUAUUCUGUGUAGUGUCUCGCGACGGAAGGGUGCAGCUGUGGUCUCACGGCGGCAACAAAGAAUGCUCACCUUCUUGCGUUCUGUCGGCGCAUCUGCCAGUCGACAAGGGAGUAGUACCAAUGAACGCCUCUGACGUGGAUAAAUGGCGUAUUAAGAUUUUCGAAAUCUCCGGCCAGGUUUUGCUUACGGUCUUUGUUUCCGUAGAGGAUAUCAGUCAGUUCUUUGUUUUGUCGGUGAACAGCGCCUCCUCGCGAUUGGACAAGUUGUUGUGUUUCGAAGCGUUCGAUGUAAAACACAUGGAACUGAUCGACUUUUGCCAAACCAGCGUCACCUUCUGGACUCUGUGGUUCGAUGGACAGAAACCAGUUGUUUACUCCAAGCAGCUGCAUCUCGACUCCUUUUGUCAAGCACAGUGGAAACAGAUUUCGUUCGACAGCGAUGGCGGCCACCGCACAGUCACUAAUUUCUCUACUUGUGACUUGACGACCGCUUUGCAAUUCAUCUUUGAGCGAAGUCUUUUUUCGCCCAAGGUCAUACUGAAGUCUGUUCGGGUCUGCUGUGGUACCAAAUUCGCGUUUUCACCAGAUGUGCAGGCGAUGAAGAGUGAAGUCAUGAAAUACGCUACCACACUGGGUUCGGCAUCCUUCGACAACAACAGAUCGACAGUGGCACCUAGCUGUGGCGCCGAGACUUCGAAGAUGAAUGCAGCUCAGUUGGCUUUCAUGGAAAAUCUGUUGUCAUGCUGCACCCAGUACCACCAGGUGGAGCUGCGGCCGUUGGCGUUGCUGUACCUACCAUCGACGUCAGCUCACGGCCUGAUAUGUGAGGAAAGGUUUUUCGUCUUCUCUGUUAGCGACUUAUUCGACGACCAUCGAUCACUGAGCGAAAGUGACGAAAGUGUUCCAUUCGAUCACACGAGAAAGCUAAUGUCAUCGUACAGUGUGCCGGAGACUAUUGCCGCUUACGUCUACCCAAAGUUCUCCAAAGAUAUUUCGAACAUGAAACAGGACCCUUGGCCGGUCGCUAAGGAAGCUGUUAGUUACCUCAUUUCUAAUGUGAGCUACAGUCGAUUCAUCCAGAAAUUCAAGGCCAAUAUAAUGCAUGAUGAGAUGGGAUUUUGCCAUUUGACUGAGCGAGUGAUAUGCGCUCUUGAACCGCAUGCACUGCCUAGCAGAAAUCCUGGCACGGGUGAGUAG
This is a messenger RNA of Soboliphyme baturini, 1944 nucleotides long. Lineage: Eukaryota; Metazoa; Nematoda; Enoplea; Dioctophymatida; Soboliphymatidae. The record is from the annotation of a GenBank genome assembly.